CUCCUACUCUCACUUCCACUUCCACUUCACUCUCUACUCCUCACUUUAAUCAUGGAAAAUAACCGCAAGGUUUCGCUAAAGCCAUGGAAGAAAGGCCCGACGAGAGGCAAAGGCGGUCCUCAGAACGCGACCUGUGAGUAUCGGGGAGUCAGACAAAGGACUUGGGGAAAAUGGGUGGCCGAGAUCAGGGAGCCUAAGAAAAGAACCAGACUCUGGCUAGGUUCUUUCGCGACAGCUGAAGAAGCAGCCGUGGCUUAUGAUGAAGCGGCUAGACGGUUAUAUGGACCGGAUGCUUACUUAAAUUUACCACAUCUGAGAACUAAUUUUAACCCUUUAAACAAAUCACACAAGUUCAAAUGGUUUCCCUCGAAUAACAACAUCACCUUGUUCCCGGCCAGUGGGCUUCUGAACCUGAAUGCUCAGCCAAGUGUUCAUGUCAUUCAUCAAAGGCUUCAAGAACUCAAGAAAAGCGGUGUGCUGUCUCAGUCAUCUUCGUCUAGCUCCUCGUCUAGUGACCCGAAAAAUGAUGCUGCAUUCAUCAACAGCCAGCGCCCUUGUCUAAUAAGCACUCCCAAACAGACAAUAAGUCCAAAAGACGCGGAGCCAUUGUCCAAAAUUACAUCAGGAGAUCAUCCCGAGAAACCUCAGCUUGAUCUAAAUGAGUUUCUUCAACAGCUAGGUAUUAUAAAAAGAGAUGAUCAUGUCGAUACUGGAGAGGCCUCUAGCAGUCUGACAGAGCUUGAAACUUCUUUGAUCGACGACAAUGGAGUUGCAGAGUUUGCGAACACGAGCUUCAACUGGGACAUGCUAGGGGAGUUGCAGGAUAUCGAGGAUCGUCGAGGAGCAGAAAGUAACAGCUGGCAGGCUUAUGACAUCAGUGAAGAGCUCAGUUUUACCACCUCUAUUUGGAACUUUUAAUGCUUAAUUAUGUUGUAAUGCUGAAUGGAUUAUCUGAGGACAAUAGAAGCUAUUGCUUCAUAUUAAACAUGUUU
Messenger RNA from Daucus carota subsp. sativus, 992 nucleotides. Its product is annotated as dehydration-responsive element-binding protein 2F. Gene Ontology annotation, molecular function: DNA-binding transcription factor activity; transcription cis-regulatory region binding. NCBI's taxonomy places the organism in Eukaryota, Viridiplantae, Streptophyta, Magnoliopsida, Apiales, Apiaceae. Bases 52 to 918 code for a protein of 288 amino acids. Gene Ontology annotation, cellular component: nucleus. Gene Ontology annotation, biological process: response to stress; positive regulation of DNA-templated transcription. The record is from RefSeq and is a predicted model, not a curated record. The transcript has 2 exons.